Messenger RNA from Temnothorax curvispinosus, 2205 nucleotides. Its product is annotated as mitochondrial fission regulator 2-like. Bases 408 to 1121 code for a protein of 237 amino acids. The record is from RefSeq and is a predicted model, not a curated record. NCBI's taxonomy places the organism in Eukaryota, Metazoa, Arthropoda, Insecta, Hymenoptera, Formicidae. The transcript is spliced from 5 exons.
AGUUGCAAGGAACAAACCUCAGGUUAAUUGCAUCGCUUGCACUUUUCCAUAACCUCUUUUCGCGGGCUGGAGUAUAUACGUAAGAAGCACAUAUGCAUUUUAUUAUAUACGAAUGGGGGAACGCGGAUAAAAGUCAUAAAAUGAAUUAUACGGUAAGAGACGCAUGAAGUAACUAUCAAAUAUUGAAUAUUCUGUCAGAGCUCCAAGCAUACGGAUUUUUAUUAUGGCAACUUGUCGAUCGUGCUGGCGUCAGAUCAAUGUAACAAAACUAUUUUAACUGCGAAUUUUGGACCUGAACCUGAUACACGUUAUCGGUUAUUUGCGUCGCAUUACGAUCUCACGCUGUUAUUUCUGCCCUGAAUUCCUGCCGAGAGUUUUGAUGUAGAUCGCAGUAAUUGAUCACAAAGAUGGGCGACAUUAAAUAUUAUGGAAAAAGGAGAAGUAUUGUAAGGAGGAUUGGAUCUUUUUUACCAUUAAAGCCUCCACCAAAAAUAUAUGUCAGUGUGACACCGUUACAUUUGAUGACAAAUUCAAUGAUUAACGAGGAAACUAGUAGCAAUUAUGUUGAUACGAAUGGAUAUCCAAUGAGCUUUUCUGGCAGCAGGCCAGAUCUGUUGGAGCCAAUUAGUUUUGGAUCUGAAGUACGAUUGCUCGCAUUAGAGCAAGAAUUACAAGAGCUUAGGGAACAAAUUUCGACAAUUGUAAAAAGUAAUAAACUGUCUAAAUAUGCGUCUGUCGCGUCUCUGCCCAAUGGAGCAGAUGAUAUGAAGUCUGUGCCAUCUCCACCUCCACCGCCACCGCCAUUUCCGCUUCCACUUCCACUUCUGCCACCCACAACACCGCAUAUCGCGAGAAGGGCUAGUUUGCAAGAUCACAAAAUUGAAGAUCGGAAGAAGAUUCCAUCGAGUGUACAGAAAUUUACGGGUGAUAUGCUGAAGGAUAUCGAUAGUGUAAAAUUGAGACCAGUUGUGAGGUCUCCAGGUGGACAUCCUAUACGAGUAAAACGUGAGAAUAGUCCAUGCAAUGAUUUGCAGGAAAUUUUGCGAAGACGCUACAUUGCAAUGCAAUCUCCCGAUAGCAGGAAUUCAUCAGCUAACUUAGCCAUGGACGGUUCAUUUUGAAUGAAUUAAAAAAACAAAUUGUCCAUAUAUGAAAAUACUUUUGAAUAUUUUCACUGUAUGUACAUUUAUAUGAAAUUUAGGACUCUUACAAUAAGAAAAUAUGAUCUGUUAUACGUUUGAUUUAUCAUAGAUGUUGUUGUUUAAAUUUUUUGCAUUUUGCAUUAGCUGAUUUAUACCGAAAAACAUAAACCAAAGAUCAGUUUGCUGCACCAAUGCGACGUCGCUCAGGAUAAAAUUUUUUUCAAAUCGAGAAAUUGCAAUAACAAUGUUUUCGAUAAGUUUGAAGAAAGCCAUUUUAGUUUGUGUUCAUGAUUAAAGUUAAAUUAUUUUAAUAUUGUAUAUACGAAGUCUACCAGAAAAAUAAUGAGAUUAAAUUACUGUUGAUUAAAUCUGUAGCGUACAAUGUGGCAACACUGACAAAUCGUAACCACACAGAACGUAAAGUGUAGUUCUGUAAAAGUUCCUAUAAAAGUAGUACAAGUUUCGACUUGUUCAGUUACGUUCAUGUGUCAUUAUAACGUUUUUACACGUAAGUGUGUAUUAGUAGAUGUUGUCACCAUUUUCAUUAUGGAGGAAUAAAAGAUUGAAAAAAGAUAUGCGAUAAAGUUUUGUGUUAAAUUGAAAGAAAUCGCCACGGAUUGUUAUAAAAAAUUAAAAAAACAUUUGAUGAUUAUGUUUUAUUACCGUGCUCAGAUUUUUCAAUGCCAGGUGUUUUCAGUUAGCUGCUAGGUCAUAUUUUGCAGAGAACCAUUAUAAUCGCAUUACUUUUCUGGCAGACCUCGUAAGGCUGUUAUGAUAUUAAAGUUUCAUGUAGGGCUAGGUGAUUUGGUUCAAAGGUUCCGAUAUUUGAACUUCGAAGCCUCGAAAGAAUUCGAAGCUUUGAAGUUAACUUCAAACCUUCGAAAUUCAAGAUGUCUUUGAAACUUUGAAGCUUUGAAGUUGUCAAAAGUAACAGCCCUAGUUUUAUGUCAAUGACUUUUCUUACAAGAUCUAGCUAUAAUAACUCUAAUGUCUGAAAUAAAAAAUAUAUUAUUUUCAUGAUAGUUUGUAACAAAAUAGAAUAUACAGUUUCUGUUACUAUUUA